GCGGGGGGGCGCAUGCGCAGUGCGCGGCAGCCACGGCAAGGGACAAGAUGGCGAUGAAGGCGAUCGGGCGGAUGGUGAACGGAGCCAUGGGCGACAUAUCGGCCCGGGGGUCGCCGAUGGCCGCCCGGGAACAUGUCCAGGCCGUCAGCAGGGAUUACAUGUCGCAGCCGAGGCUGACAUAUAAAACAGUUUCUGGUGUUAAUGGACCACUCGUAAUCCUGGAUCAAGUAAAGUUUCCCAGGUAUGCUGAGAUUGUGCACCUGACACUUCCAGAUGGCACCAAGCGCAGCGGGCAGGUACUGGAGGUCAGUGGCUCGAAAGCAGUGGUUCAGGUAUUUGAAGGUACCUCUGGAAUUGAUGCAAAGAAAACAAGCUGUGAAUUUACUGGAGAUAUCCUGCGCACUCCAGUCUCUGAAGAUAUGCUUGGCCGUGUGUUUAACGGAUCUGGAAAGCCAAUAGACAGAGGUCCCACUGUCCUUGCUGAGGAUUACUUGGACAUUAUGGGUCAGCCCAUAAAUCCUCAGUGUCGCAUCUAUCCCGAGGAGAUGAUUCAGACUGGAAUCUCUGCUAUCGAUGGCAUGAACAGCAUUGCAAGAGGACAGAAAAUCCCCAUCUUUUCGGCAGCGGGUUUACCACACAACGAAAUUGCUGCCCAGAUCUGUCGUCAAGCCGGUCUCGUAAGGAAAUCAAAGGAUGUUCUAGACUACACUGAAGAGAACUUUGCCAUUGUAUUUGCUGCAAUGGGUGUAAACAUGGAGACAGCCAGGUUCUUCAAGUCUGAUUUUGAGGAGAACGGUUCGAUGGAUAAUGUGUGUCUGUUUCUGAAUUUGGCCAAUGACCCAACUAUUGAACGUAUCAUCACUCCUCGACUUGCUCUAACAACCGCUGAGUUUCUGGCCUACCAGUGUGAGAAGCAUGUGCUGGUUAUUCUGACUGACAUGAGCUCUUAUGCAGAGGCACUUCGAGAGGUUUCAGCGGCUCGAGAGGAAGUGCCUGGCCGUCGUGGUUUCCCCGGUUACAUGUACACUGAUCUGGCCACCAUUUACGAGAGAGCUGGCCGUGUAGAGGGCAGAAAUGGUUCCAUCACACAGAUCCCCAUCCUGACCAUGCCUAAUGAUGAUAUAACUCACCCCAUCCCUGAUCUGACUGGCUACAUCACUGAAGGACAGAUCUAUGUAGACCGCCAGCUGCACAACAGACAAAUCUAUCCACCAAUUAAUGUGCUUCCUUCACUGUCGAGGUUGAUGAAGUCUGCAAUCGGAGAGGGAAUGACGAGGAAGGAUCAUGCGGAUGUUUCCAACCAGCUGUAUGCGUGCUAUGCCAUUGGUAAGGAUGUCCAGGCCAUGAAAGCCGUGGUUGGAGAGGAAGCUCUUACUCCCGAUGAUCUGCUGUUUCUGGAAUUCCUACAGAAAUUUGAGAAGAACUUUAUUGCUCAGGGCGAUUAUGAAAACCGCACUGUGUACGAGACCUUGGAUAUUGGCUGGCAGUUACUGCGUAUCUUCCCCAAGGAAAUGCUAAAACGAAUCCCGCAGUCUAUCGUGGCUGAGUUCUACCCACGGGACUCUGGUGGAAAGCAUUAACGCCUCACCACGUGUUAGUGUGCUCUUUAUUGUGUCACUUCAUUUAUUUAUUUUCACUUGUGUUUAAACUCGUGGAAAGUUGUGUUUUGGCAAAGUGGAUAUUUGUGUCAAUGGUGUUUUAUUUUGAGAUGCCCCACGAGGACCACAAUCAGAACCGCCUAGUUUAGGUCCCUGUGAUAUGCACUUCCCGCACAAACCCGCAUUCAUAAAGAUUUUAGAGAAGCUAUUUUGAGAGUACUUGCCAUUGCCUUUGUUAUUUCAAAUCUGUGAUGAAUAUUAAUUUAGAUUACUCAAGCUGUUAACAACUUAAAUGAUAACUCACAAAUGAACGCUUUAUUGAAUCAUCCUGCAAGUAGUGAUAAACUAGCAAAUAGUCAAGACAAUUAUAUCGGUGACAUUCUUAUGACAAUGUCUGCUUUCCUCUGCUUGAACUGCUGUGUGUCCAAUUUGUACGUCUUUUUCUCGGGAUGGUAAGCCAAAUGGUAGAGAUUUGAAGGGUGUUAAAUGCUUACUUGGCAAGAGGCUUUUCUAAUACUACUCACUGGUGUUGGGUAUAAAUAGGAAAUAACCCUCUUCAACUUGGUGGUUUUGUUUAUCUGGGGGUAAGGUAUGGCAACUCCCUCACUUUAAAGACGUGUACAGGAGGCCCUUUGUAUAUUAAUCAAAUAUUCUUCAUUUCUAAUGUCAUUGACUGUGCUGUCCAGUUAUGGAGUGUUCAGAUGGUGCAAUGUCCAUCACUAUUAGUAUCCAUCAUCAUCAUCCAUAGUAAAAUAAUAUUAGCUGACGGCUUUUGGUGUGCUCGCCAGACUUUGCAAUUAUUUUAAUAUCUGCCCCAUCUUCUUUGUACUGGGGAUUGGAACUGACUUUUGGACUGAGUUUUCCCUUUAAAAUGUUGGCUGGGUGCAUAUAUUUGUCUCUCAUUUGUGUUAAUAGCACAUGUUUUCAAAAUGUGACGUCAUUUACAGUGUAAAGGACAGAUACUUUCCAAUUCCAACCGGCUGUCCAAGUCUUUAUCUGGAUCAGGUUGGAGUUCGGAUUCUAAUCAGUUGUGGGUGUUUCAAGCCAAUUGCAAUUAGUGUCAUCUGUCUCCUUAGCUUGCUGGUUGUUUGUAUGGAAAAUGUUUGUCUUUUACAUUUCCUGCAUGGCACAUUGACUACUGUCUAUAUAUUGUUCUCACAUUGCCUCAACAUUGUCAUGUAUUGAUAGUGGUGUUCUAUUAAAGCCCUUAUGAGUGCAGGUGGUAGUGGUGGUAGCUUUGGUCACAUCUGACUGGUUGUUGUGCACCUAUUUUGAUUUAUCUCCUUGCAUUUGCUCAAUGAGAUGUACAAAUUGUUUUGUUGUAAGAUGUUAUAAGUAAAAUUUAAAUUGUUCCAUGCAUUCCACAAUCCUGUGUAUAAUCAAUCGAUCGUUUGGUUUAAAAUUGAAAUUAUCAGUAAUAUAUUAAUAAAUGUUAAUAGAACAA
Molecule: messenger RNA, 3042 nt
Organism: Leucoraja erinaceus (little skate)
Lineage: Eukaryota; Metazoa; Chordata; Chondrichthyes; Rajiformes; Rajidae
Product: V-type proton ATPase subunit B, brain isoform
Exons: 14
Coding region: 48-1580 (510 amino acids)
Biological process (GO): proton transmembrane transport; ATP metabolic process
Cellular component (GO): proton-transporting V-type ATPase, V1 domain
Molecular function (GO): ATP binding; proton-transporting ATPase activity, rotational mechanism
Source: RefSeq, a predicted model, not a curated record